AUGGCAAAGAGGCGUGAGCUUGUCCACGACAUCAAGUUACAGGUUGCCUCAUUGUUGAGGAGCAGCUGCGUCAAUAUCCAGGUGGGUAGCGAGAAGCAAAAACUUACCGUUCACGAGGCAGUUUUUCGAAAGUCUAGCUCGCCUUCACUUCGAAGACUGGUUGAGCCAGGCUUCAGGGAAUCAGAGGAAGGAUGCGUUGACUGGACGCACACAAGUUCCGAGACAGUUGAACGAGUCCUGACGUGGCUUUAUUUCCACGACUACCAAAGCCCCGAGCCAGUGAUCCGAACCUCUGGAGGGGUUGCAGAUGAGGUGGACAGCGGCACACAUGACGCCGGGAUCGGACGGAAUGGAAAUACCUAUGAGACCCCAUUUGAUGAUGGGCAGAACCACCCCGAAGGUGAUCUAGACCUCGAGCCAGAACUUGUGGUGGAAGCCAUACCAGAUGAGACAGUAGCAGUAUUUGGUAGGUUUGAAGCAGAAGACCAGCAAUUGCAGGAUGCGAUUUUCGAAUCAUGUAGUAUUCGCCCAUUAACACCACUCGGGAGGUGUGUCGAGGUUGCGCCCAUUAUGUCUACGUACAAAACUGCAGCUGGGGUAUUUGAGGAGCAAAGCUUUCCUCAUGAAACCUUUUCUUAUCGCGACCCACUACUUGCUCAUGCGGAGGUGUACAGCUUCGCGAAGUAUCAUCUUCUCUUCAAACUGCAGCAAUUGGCACUUCAGCGAAUGAUAAUCACUCUGAGGAAAUUGGACUGCUCCGUUGAGUACGCCGAACAGGAGCUUACAGAGCUCAUUGAGUUUGUCUAUGACAAUAUCUCUGCUGAUCAAGACGGCGAAGAACCGAUGAGGAAGCUACUGUCUCAAUUUGCAGCUAUCAAUUACACCUCUAUUCUCCAUGGCAGCUUCGAGGCUCUUGUUGGUCGCGGCGGUGAUUUCGGACUAGAUCUAGCACGAAAGCUUUCCCGGCGCCUACUCGCUCAUGGAGUGUCAGGUGAAUCUGCUGAAGAUAAAUUCGACGAUCGUAUAUGGAAUGUGGAGCUCCAAGUGCAGCAGCGGGAUAGAGAGAUCGAAUCUUUGAAUGCACAACUAAAAGAUUCGUUCGUAUGGGGCCGCGGUAUCAAUAAGAAAGGAAGGCGGCGCUGA
Messenger RNA from Exophiala bonariae, 1143 nucleotides. RefSeq lists its product as uncharacterized. The transcript is spliced from 2 exons. NCBI's taxonomy places the organism in Eukaryota, Fungi, Ascomycota, Eurotiomycetes, Chaetothyriales, Herpotrichiellaceae. The record is from RefSeq and is a predicted model, not a curated record. The coding region runs from base 1 to 1143 and encodes 380 amino acids.